AUGAGCUGCUACUAUGGCAACUACUAUGGUGGGCUGGGCUAUGGCUAUGGUGGCCUAGGCUGUGGCUAUGGUGGCUAUGGUGACUAUGGUUAUGGAUGCUGCCGCCCACUGUGCUACAGAAGAUACUAUUCCUAUGGCUUCUACUGAGGCAUUUCCUCAGCUGCUGAGCCUAUUGGCUGUCAGGUCCUGUCUCACUGGAAUCAUUGUCAACUUUCUUCACAUGAGAAAUGUUUGAAUAUCUUCAUAAAUACCAACUAUAUACCAAACUAAUUGAAAAAAAAAUGAAUGGAAUCAGCAUGCUUUUAUUGAUUCCUCAUUACCUCUUGAAUUAUGUGAUUGUUGGAGAAGUUUUUCCUUUGAUAAUUAUCCUUAUAACACUAUGUAAAAUGUGAUUGAAUCUGAUUCACAAUGGCUGUAUAAAAAGAUACAUAUCUUAAAUAAAUUGUUUUUCACUGCAACAA
Ictidomys tridecemlineatus (thirteen-lined ground squirrel) is the source of this 461-nucleotide messenger RNA. RefSeq names its product keratin-associated protein 19-7. NCBI's taxonomy places the organism in Eukaryota, Metazoa, Chordata, Mammalia, Rodentia, Sciuridae. The record is from RefSeq and is a predicted model, not a curated record.